Psylliodes chrysocephalus is the source of this 1583-nucleotide messenger RNA. Lineage: Eukaryota; Metazoa; Arthropoda; Insecta; Coleoptera; Chrysomelidae. The record is from the annotation of a GenBank genome assembly.
GCACAAAAUGACAUUUGUCAGUAGUGACGCUUUAAAUCAAGUUGAUCGUUUAAAUCUUGUAAACCACAUUUACGAGUAAAUGGCAUUCUCGCUGCACAAAAUUCCUCAAAGCGUUAAAAAUUUCAGUUCGUUAUUUCCAAUAUUUAGGACACCUUCGAGAACUAAGCUAAAAUAUUAUACAUACAUUAACGAACCGGCACAAGUUAUAAAACAAAAACAACCCAAAUGGGUUACUGCAGAAGAAGCGUUUAAAGAUAUUCUUAAAUCAAAUUGUAUUGUAUCUAUUCAAGGAGCCGCAGCGACCCCUUCAGAAUUAAUAAACGCCAUGACAAAAGUUGGCAAAUCAAAGGAUCUUAAAGGUAUAAGAGUGUACCAUAUGCAUACAGACGGAUCUCUGCCAUAUGUUGACGCUUCUUGUGCUGAUAUUUUUAGGUCUGGAUCAUUUUUUAUGGGAGCUAAUGUCAGAAAAGCUGUCGCAGAAGGACGCGCAGAUGCUUACCCAAUAUUUUUAUCAGAAAUACCUCUUAUGUUCCAUAAGAAGAUUAUUGAGCCUGACAUAUGUUUGAUACAUGUGUCUCCACCGGACAGUCACGGAUUUUGCACUUUAGGCACAAGCGUAGACUGCGUACGAGCCGCAAUGACUGCUUCCAAAUGUAUAGUGGCUUUAGUAAACUGUCAAAUGCCCAGGACUUUUGGAGAUUCUAUUAUUCACAUAAGUCAUAUAGAUUUCGCCGUAGAGGCUGAUAGACAUUUGCCGAAUCAUGCGGCAAAACCACCUUGUAAAGAGGAGAUGCAAAUUGGAAAAUAUAUUGCCGAAAAAUUAGUAGAAGAUGGUGCAACAUUACAAAUGGGCAUAGGAAACAUUCCGGACGCAACGCUGGCAGCUUUAACCGGCCAUAAAAAUCUUGGAAUACACUCGGAAAUGUUUUCGGACGGUGUUAUACCACUCGUUGAAAAGGGUUGCAUCACAAACAACAAUAAGAAAAUCUUUCAAGGCAGAACAGUGGGAUCGUUCUUGACUGGCUCAGAAAAAUUGUACAAAUUUAUUGACGAUAACCCUUCGAUUGAGAUGUUAGUGGUUGAUUACGUAAAUAAUAAUAAUGUAAUUAAAGCGUUGCCCAAAAUGACUGCCAUAAAUGCGUGCAUUGAAAUCGAUUUGACAGGUCAGAUUUGUUCCGAUUCGAUUGGUACGAUGAUGUUUUCUGGAUUUGGAGGACAGCUGGAUUUUCUCAGAGGAAGUGCUGAAGCUUAUGAUGGAAGAGGGAAACCCAUAGUGGCCUUGCAAUCUAUAACAGGUAAAGGUUUAAGUAAAAUAGUUCCCAUUUUGAAACCGGGAGCUGGAGUUGUAACAACUAGAGGCCACGUUCAUUACGUAGUUACGGAAUAUGGAGUUGCUAAUCUCUUUGGAAAAUCGUUACGACAGAGAGCGCAUGCUCUUAUUCAAAUUGCUCAUCCGAAACACAGAGAAGCUCUAGAUAAGGCCGCUUUUGAUCGUCUAAAGACAAAACCUUGCCCUUAAUAAUAAGUAUCAUCCAUUGUAUAUUUAAAAUAUAUUCAUUUAUUUAGUAUUUUGUUACUUAUUG